Messenger RNA from Belonocnema kinseyi, 1407 nucleotides. RefSeq names its product elongation of very long chain fatty acids protein AAEL008004 (gene bond). The transcript has 7 exons. Gene Ontology annotation, cellular component: endoplasmic reticulum membrane. Gene Ontology annotation, biological process: fatty acid elongation, saturated fatty acid; fatty acid elongation, monounsaturated fatty acid; fatty acid elongation, polyunsaturated fatty acid. Lineage: Eukaryota; Metazoa; Arthropoda; Insecta; Hymenoptera; Cynipidae. Gene Ontology annotation, molecular function: fatty acid elongase activity. The record is from RefSeq and is a predicted model, not a curated record. The coding region runs from base 191 to 988 and encodes 265 amino acids.
GGUUUUUCUUUGAAUUAAUUACAUCUCUGUGAAAAAGAACGAAAGUGCUUUAUUUGAAAAUCGAAUUAACAAUGGAACAGUGCCAAAGAAAUUAUUCUGAACAUUUAGUGCAAAAAUAGGUUUUCAUUUUAUUAUACAAUUGCUGACUGAUCUUUCUGAAUUGGGCCUCGAUUUCUAGCAGUUCCCAAAAAUGGCGAACAUAAUAGGACUCGUCGUGAGCAAUUACAAUGAAAUCUUGGAGAAAAAUAAAGAUCCAAUGGUGGAUUCAUGGCUUCUCAUGGGAUCUCCAGCACCGGUGGUUUUGAUUUUGGCAGUUUAUCUUCUCUUUGUCUUGAAGAUAGGACCAAGGAUGAUGGAAAAUAGGCCAGCUUUUGAGUUGAAAAAUCUUAUGAUUGCUUACAAUGGAUUUCAAGUGAUUUUCAGCGUUUACCUUGCAUCCACGGUACUAAAUUUUAACUUCUUCCAAUACAUCUUCAGUAACAGUUGCAACAAAAAUGGGGCACAACCAGACAGAGAAAUGCAGACUCUUCUUUCCUCUGGUGCUUGGUGGUACUUCUUUGCUAAAAUCAUCGAGCUUCUAGAUACGGUAUUCUUUGUUCUACGUAAGAAGAAUAACCAAGUAUCUUUUUUGCACGUUUAUCAUCACACGAUAACUGCUUUCUUUUCCUGGUGCUAUUUGAAGCUGCUCCCAGGUGAACAAGGAAUUGUUAUAGGAAUAUUGAACUCUAUUGUUCACAUAGUCAUGUACUCCUAUUAUUUGAUUGCUGCCCUUGGACCCGAGUACAGAAAAUACCUUUGGUGGAAGAAAUACAUGACUGGCAUUCAAUUGGUACAAUUUGGAAUGAUGCUCAGUUACUUGAUGUUUAUUUUGGCCAUGGAUUGCUCCAUGCCAAAAGCUCUUACCUACUUUUUCGCCACCCAUGUAGUCAUUUUCAUGUAUCUUUUCGCCGACUUUUAUAGAAAAACUUACAAGAAGAAACAAAUUUAAAAAAGGCGUUCUUCAUGCGCUCGAAAGGCGCGAAUGUGAUUUGUAUAUUUGUAUUUUUAAAAGUGAGUGAGAGACUGAACGAAAGGAAAAGAGAGAAAGGUUAUAAAUAAUUGAGAGGGCGAGUAAAUGUCAUAGUCGACUUUAAAAAUGUUGAACUUGUUAUUGAAAAACUGUCUGUUCGAGAAUGUAAUUCUAAAUAACAAAAGUGUUCAUUGUAAUAAUGUACAUUCUCUGAAACGAAACAAAUCUAAGAGAAACCUUAUAUUUUUUAAACGUGUCUUUUAUUAAUUAAGUGACGGCCUUUUACAGAAUACAGAAUUACUAUUGAAUUCUUCAUCGUAUUGUGAUUGAUAUUCCAGACAAGAAUAUUAAAUUAUCGGAAAUAGACAAAAUAAUGUAUAAUAAAGUAUUGUUUUUAA